Molecule: messenger RNA, 1015 nt
Organism: Paramecium sonneborni
Lineage: Eukaryota; Ciliophora; Oligohymenophorea; Peniculida; Parameciidae
Source: the annotation of a GenBank genome assembly
AUGGAAAAGCAUGUUAGUAUACCUAAUUAUGAAAUCCUUAGGGUUAUAGGUUCUGGAGCUUUUGGUAUUGUGUUGCUAUUAAUUCAAAGGAUAUGUUUUCGAAGCUUUUGAUACAAAAAGUCACUAAAAAGUAGCCUUAAAAAGAAUGUAAAAAGUUGGCAAAAUUUCAAGCAGAGAAUGUGAUAUAUUAAUAUAACUAAAAGCUUGUCCUAAUGUUAUUAAAUUGCUAGUAUAUAAUAUAAAAUAAUAAGGAUGUUUUCUAUAGCAGAAGUGAAGACAAUAAAAUGGUAUAAAAUAUCAUACUAGAAUUUAUGGAUCAAAAUUUAGAAAACAUUAUUAUAGAUCAUAAAAAAAGAAAAGAUUAUUUCGAUUCUAAAACUCUCAAAAACUAUCUCUAUUAGAUAUUAAAAGGUCUAGAUUAGAUUCACAGAAAAUGUAUUGCACAUAGAGAUUUAAAACCGUAAAUUAUUGAUUGUAAAGAAAUAGAGAAAAUAUUUUGAUUCAGGAUGGAAUUCUAAAGUUGUGCGAUUUUGGAAGUGCUAAAGAAAUAACUGGAACAACUAUGAAUACUCCUUAUAUUGUUUCAAGAUUUUAUAGAGCGCCUGAAUUAUUGUUGGGUGUUACCAAUUAUACUGAAUCUAUUGAUAUUUGGGCAUUUGGUUGUAUUAUGGCUGAAUUAGCAUUAUUGGAACCCUUUUUCAUUGGAAAAUCAGAAGGAGAUCAAUUAUUUUAGAUUCUAAAAAUUAUGGGAUCUUUUUCUGAAGAAGAUCUAAAAUAUUUUGAGAAAGUUGUUCCAUUUGAUAUCAAUUUAUUUCAUGAGUUUCCUGAAUAUAAAGCAAUCAAUUUAAAUAAGAGAUUUUAUAAUGUAGAUGAUUAAGCAAAUUUUGUAGACUUACUCAAGUAUUUUUAUACAUUAAUUAUAAUUAGAAAAUUACUGAAAUAUAUACCAGAAUAAAGACUUACUGCUAAUUAAGCUUUGCAACACUAAUAUUUUAAAGAUAUAAUAGAUUAGUGA